AUGUUUAAUGAAGUUACAGGUGUGACUAAAGGCCUUUCUAUCUUUAAUGAUUACCAGAAAACAUAUAAUGGCGACAGAGGUUAUCAAUGGAAUGAACAUUGGAAGAAGAACUUUUACCAGGAGUCAAACUCCAUUACUCCUCAGAGAAGGCAGCUUCCAGAGAACGAUUAUAAAGGUGGGAAAGUCUUUGACCAAAUGUCACGUCACAGUAUACAUCAGGUUACUCAUAUUGUGGAGAGGACAAACAAGCCAAGUAAAUGUGUCAGAUCUUCAAAGCAGUCGUCAAAUCACACUGAACAAGAGAGUAUUCAUACUGGUGAGGAGGAUUACAAAUGGAAUCCAUGUGGUAGAGUCUCCAGUCAACCAUUCAGUGUAAGUAGACUUAAAAGAAUCCAUAUUGGAGAAAAACCUGGAGAGAAGCCUUACAAAUGUAAAACAUGUGGCAAAGCCUUUAGAUUUUAUUCAUGUCUUACUGUACAUGAGCAGAGAAUUCAUACUUGGGGAAAACUGUACAAAUGUAGGGAACGUGGAAAAGGAUUUAGUCGGUACUCAAAACAUACUCAACAUCAAAGAAUUUCUGCAGGAGAGAAGUCUUAUAAUUUUUCAGAAUGUGGCAAAGCCUUUAACUGCCAUCAGUAUUCCUACCUUAGUAAACAUCUGAGAAUUCAUACUGGAGAAAAGCCAUAUAAAUGUAGAGAAUGUGGCAAAGCCUUCAACCGGUCACAAAGACUUACUGUCCAUCAGAGAAUUCACACUGGGGAGAGACCUUACAAAUGUAGACAGUGUGGGAGAGCCUUCAUCCAGUCCUCACAUCUUACUGUUCAUCAGAGAAUUCACACUGGAGAGAAGCCUUAUAAAUGCAGAGAAUGUGGCAAAGCCUUCAGGCGGUCCUAUAGACUUAAAGAGCAUCAGAAAAUUCAUACUGGAGAGAAACCUUAUAAAUGUAGAGAAUGUGGCAAAGCCUUCAGCCAGUCCUCAUACCUUACUGUCCAUCAGAGAAUACAUACAGGAGAGAGAUCUUACAAAUGCAUAGAAUGUGGCAAAGCAUUUAGGCAGUCCUCAAACCUUAUUCGACAUCAGAGUGUUCAUACUGGAGAGAAGCCUUAUAAAUGUAGAGAAUGUGGAAAAACGUUUGCCCACUCCUCAAGCCUUACCCGACAUCAGAGAGUUCAUACUGGAGAGAAGCCUUAUAAAUGUAGAGAAUGUGGAAAAGCUUUUAGUAUUGCCUCAACCCUUACUUAUCAUCAAAGAGUUCAUUCUGGCGAGAAGCCUUAUAAUUGUAGUCAAUGCGGCAAAACCUUCAGGAAGUCCUCAACCCUUACUGACCAUCGGAGAACACAUACUCAAGAGAGACCUUACAAAUGCAUAGAAUGUGGUAAAGCCUUUGGCCAGUCCUCAGCCCUUACUGCACAUCUCAGAGUUCAUACAGGAGAGAGGCCUUAUAAAUGUAUGAAUGUGGCAAAACCUUUAUCAAGUCCUCAAACCUUACUAAGCAUCAGAGAAUUCAUACUGGAGAGAAGCCUUACAAAUGUGGAGAAUGUGGCAUAG
Molossus molossus (Pallas's mastiff bat) is the source of this 1548-nucleotide messenger RNA. RefSeq names its product zinc finger protein 501-like. Gene Ontology annotation, molecular function: DNA-binding transcription repressor activity, RNA polymerase II-specific. Gene Ontology annotation, biological process: negative regulation of transcription by RNA polymerase II. The record is from RefSeq and is a predicted model, not a curated record. NCBI's taxonomy places the organism in Eukaryota, Metazoa, Chordata, Mammalia, Chiroptera, Molossidae.